AACCUUGCAAAGUCACAUCUGUCCUCAUGUCCCAAAACAUCUACAGUGUUGUCAGCAUUGCUGUCACAGGACCAAUCCUGUGUGCUUAACGUUCACUGCAGGCUCCCUCAUACUCUGUCAGAACCUGCAUUUAAUCAGAGGGCAUGUUUCGCAGUGCAGAAAAUCGCACAGGAGGAAUGGACUUGUACUGCUCUACAUACUGAAUUUGUGUCGAAUAUGAUGAUGCUUCUCAUGAUAUCAGGACUACACUUUGUGCAGAUGAGUGGACAUCCGCCGCAGCGGCGGGCCACGAAUGUCGGCUCUAUUCUCCUGACUCCGCAAGAGAACGAAUGCCUCUUCAAUUACCUUGGCAGGAAGUGCAUCACCCUGUGUUCGGCUGUAGUGCAGGUGUAUGCUGCUGACAGGACUUCCACAUGGGUGAAGAGGUGCUGUGGGGUUGCCUGUCUGGUCAAAGACAAUCCCCAGAGAUCUUACUUCAUCCGAGUCUUCGACAUCAAGGAUGGGAAAAUGAUGUUUGAGCAGGAGUUCUACAACAGCUUCUCCAUCAGCUGCUCCAGAUCCUACUUCCUUUCGUUUGCGGGAGACUCCUGCCAGAUGGGACUGAACUUCGCUAAUGAAGAGGAGGCCAAGCGUUUUCGGGCAGCAGCGGGGGAGCUGAUUGGGAGACGACAGAGGAAAACCGAGAAAAGACGUGACCCUCCCAAUGGGCCUGCUCUACCCAUGGCAACAGUGGACAUCAAGAACCCGGAGAUAAACAACGUGCGUUUCCAUAACAACAACAUCAUGCACAGCAGCUUCAGCAAGGAGAAGAAGAAGGUGAAGGGGAAGAGGAAGAGGCUGACCAAGGCCGACAUCGGCACGCCCAGCAACUUCCAGCACAUCGGACACGUCGGCUGGGAUCCCAACACAGGCUUUGAUCUGAACAACCUGGACCCCGAGCUGAAGAACCUGUUUGACAUGUGCGGCAUCUCCGAGGCCCAGCUCAAGGACAAGGAGACGUCCAAGGUCAUCUACGACUUCAUCGAGAAGAAGGGCGGCGUGGAGGCCGUCAAGAACGAGCUGCGCAGACAAGCACCACCACCUCCUCCUUCCAGGGGUGGAGCCCCUCCGCCACCCCCUCCUCACAAUUCGGGCCCCCCGCCCCCUCCCCCUCCUGCCCGAGGACGAGGAGCGCCCCCGCCUCCUCCCCCCUCCCGCGCCCCCACAUCCGCCCCCCCGCCCCCUCCACCCUCCAGAUCCAGCAUAGGAGCCCCCCCUCCCCCGCCGCCUCGCCCACGCGGGGUCACCUGCCGCCCCCCCCCUCCCCCCUCUCACGCGUCCCUGGCCCCGCCCGCGCCCCCUCCCCCGCCGCCCCCCCCCUCGUCCUCUCCGGGCCCCCCGCCGCCACCCCCUCCCCCCCCUCCGCCCGGGCCCCCGCCCCCCGGCCCGCCCUCGCUGGACGGGGGGGAGCCGCUGCCCCCCCCGCAGGGUAAAUCGGCGCUGCUGGAGCAGAUCCGGGGGGGGACCCAGCUGAAGAAGGUGGAGCAGAGCAGUCGGCCCGUGUCCAGCACAGGACGAGACGCGCUCCUCGACCAGAUCCGACAGGGCAUCCAGCUCAAGACUGUGACUGACGGGCCAGACUCGGCCCCUCCCACUCCAGCGCCCUCCGCAGGCAUUGUGGGGGCUCUCAUGGAGGUGAUGCAGAAGAGGAGCAAGGCCAUCCACUCCUCAGAUGAAGAUGAAGAUGACGAUGAUGAAGAAGACUUUGAGGAUGAUGAUGAGUGGGAUGACUAGUGAGCCCCGUCUUCCCCCGAUAAUUAAGACACUAAAUCGCUCCCGUAUUUCUGAAUCUUAUUCAAAUUAUAAUGUAAAUGUAGUUUGCUGUAUAUUUUUGCCUUUUUUGUUAUUGUUUUUUUUUUUGUUUUGUUUUUGCUUUUUUAUUGUUAUUAAUCUGUGCAAUACCUCAUUUAAUCUGUAAAGGUUUGUCUAUUUCUGUAAAGUUUUUUUUUUUUUUUUUUUCCCUGGAUUAACAUGUGCAAUUUUACAUCAUGACAAAUUCUCUUUGAUUUGUAGAUUUGAAUGUUUCGUUUUCUUUUGUUUGUCAGUACAGGAAAGGGAGACUUAAGAAAGGAGCCGAGAGUCUUUAAUGUUGUUAUUGUUAGUUAAUUCCAGAUAACACUAUUUUCAUACCCUACUUUUCGGUAUCUUAAAUUUUCUUAUCGAAAUCCUAGUUUAGCACUAUUUUUUUCUUAUGAAUGAGCUAUUGGAAAAUCUAGCCCAUCGUUUCCAGUGUAAAUUUACACAGAGUUUGAGGCUGUUAUAUUUUUGCACGAAUCAAAAAAAAAAGAAAAAAAAAGGAAAUUCACUACGAGGGUGUGAGGCUAUCUGACUGGAGGCUUUGCCAUUUCACUACAAAAGCCAGACCUGUAGACCUGGAGCAUCACACGGUAGCCUGAUAUUUCUUGGGAUAUGUUUUUUUGUCAUUUAUUUUCACUUCAUCUUGUAUAUUUCAUGAUUUUUGACAAAGAAAUUGUAAGUUUCUUUUUACCGUAGCAAUCAGAAGAAUGGGAUUGUUGUCGGAAAUCAGGUCAGUGUUCAUCUUAAGCAACAACAAAAAAAAAGGAAAAAAUAUUACAGGUCAUCUUAAUUUAAAUUUAAUGGAAUUUGCAACUGACUGUCUCAUAGUGUUGCGUAUUAUAAUAAUAUUGGCUGCCGUACAAAGCAGGGAGCUAAACAUCUGCAAGAUGCUUUUAAGGGGGUGUGGCUUUGAACCCAAUAACCACAUGCAAGAUAAUAUUGCCUGCAAAACACUAAUGAUCCUUUUGUGUUGUGACGAAUGCUGUUUUUAACAGUGUUGUACAUCUGAAUUUUACAAUCUUCCCAGGGGUUGUGCUGCAUUUAAGGAACCACAAUAUUGACUUUGAAUCUUUAAAUAGGUUGGGAAAACAAUGGAAUACUAAAUUGUAUACUUAAAUAAAUGUUAAUAUUUACAGACCUU
This is a messenger RNA of Anguilla anguilla (European eel), 2977 nucleotides long. Its product is annotated as neural Wiskott-Aldrich syndrome protein-like. NCBI's taxonomy places the organism in Eukaryota, Metazoa, Chordata, Actinopteri, Anguilliformes, Anguillidae. Gene Ontology annotation, molecular function: actin binding; small GTPase binding. The record is from RefSeq and is a predicted model, not a curated record. Gene Ontology annotation, biological process: regulation of Rho protein signal transduction; actin filament organization.